Molecule: messenger RNA, 642 nt
Organism: Trematosphaeria pertusa
Lineage: Eukaryota; Fungi; Ascomycota; Dothideomycetes; Pleosporales; Trematosphaeriaceae
Exons: 3
Coding region: 213-590 (125 amino acids)
Source: RefSeq, a predicted model, not a curated record
CGUGACUAAUUCACGAUUCUCUCUUCAUCGCAGCUUCCAGCUGAUCGCCGGUUUACUCAUCCGACUUCAUCGCAAUACAUAAACAUCCGGACACCCAUCUCAUCCUCCGGCCUACACCAUCAUCCCCCACAAACCUAGCAUAAGGAUUUCUUCUUGAUCUCUACGUCCCGUGUCCACACACUGCAAUUUACUCCGCAACACCAGCCUCCACCAUGCAGCUCCUCAAGCUCCUUGCCACCACAGCCCUGGUCCUCACCAACUCUCUCACUACCGCCGCGCCCAUCGACUCUGUUAACUCAGAGGGAAUCCAAGCGGGCACCGAUGAUGCCCCGAUGUGCGGAUACGUGCGCAUAACUCCUUACGACGGCUUCAUCGUAGGCUUCUUCGCGACAGCGACCUGCGAACCGAUCUUCCACGGGAAAGAGGCUUCGGUCUACAGCAUGGACAGGGAUCCAUGCGGUUGCAGGUUCUAUGCGACGGAGCAGGAUUGCAAGAGCAGGGUUAAUGUGCCGACGGUUUUCGGGCCGACUUGGAACGAGAGCCCGUUUACGGGGACGAAGCCGAAGUAUGUGUUCUGUGAGAAGGUCUGAUUUGGUGGCAUGCGAGAUGGUCUUCAAACGUAUGCUCAAUGGGGUGGAGGUG